AUGCCAUUCGCAGCGUACAACAGCUCGGCACAAAUGGCACAGUUCAUCGUGCUCUUGAUCUUCACACCAAUAGGCAUCUUGGUCACGGUGCUGCGCUUCAUCGCUGCCCGCCGCAGCCAGCGCAACACAGAUAUAGAAGAUUGGCUAGCCGUGCUGGCAACCGUCUUCUUCGCAAUGUGCAACCUUUCUGGUCUCAUGGGCAAGUCGGCACAUGGACACGCCUGGGACAUGGUCGGCCUUUAUAUGUUCUUCGGGCACCUGCUCACGGUCAAGCUCCGCAUUCUAGCCUUAUAUCGCCGCAUCUUUGGCAUCCAUCGCACCUAUCGGUUGUGGAUUUAUGCCUUUGCCGCAUUCCAGACCGGGCUCAUCGUCAUAUUCUGCAUCGUGCAAGAUAUAAGUGCAAGCCUUUUGGCCGAUACUUUGACGUCUCCGUCCCAGGCGAUUGUCAGCCGGAGAACAUCAUCGUUUUGGGGGGGCAGUGUCCCCGACACGUUUGUAGACUUUAGUUUAGUUGUCCUCGCAAUGGUCAUGAUUCGCCAAUUACAUUUGACAUCUUCUGUCAAGUGGAAGCUCCGUCUACUGUUUGGAGUUGGCUUCGUAGUCGGCGCCAUUGGCUUCAUAAAAAUUGUCAUUACCUAUUCCACGGACUCUUUCUAUGCCUUUAGCAUGAUCUCUCUCUGGAGCUGUGUGCAUAUGUUUCUGUCGUUGGUCUGCGCCUGUCUCCCCGUCUACUGUCCGAUCCUACCGAGCAGCGUGCUUCUGCACCAGUUCUUCAUUCGUAUCACGAGCUACGCCAAGAAUUCCGGGAACAAAUCCUCGCCCCCUAGCAAUAUACUUGGAGCAGAGGACGGCGACAGCACAAAGGGUCUUGCUGCAUGGACCGAGGCACCUCGUGGCCACGGCAGCAUUAUUCGAGUCGCACCCAACGAGCUUGCAUUCUCCUCUCCUCACGCAUUCACUGAUAUAUAUGGCUCUCACGAUAAAUACGUAGAGCUAUUUGCCAAGACGCAAAUUAACAAUCACGGAAACGACAAGCAUGGCGGCCUUGUCUGGGAAUGGGAUCCCAUCAGACACCGUCAGGUAUCUAAGCAAAUGACUGCUGCAUUCAGCGGGCGAGCGCUUCGCGCCAAGGAGCCUACAAUUCACAAAUACGUAGACCUCUUUGUGCAACGCAUGAGAUCUCUGGCCACAUCUGCAGAGGGCAUCAGUCUCAAGACAUGGAUCAGUUGGCUCGCGUUUGACAUAUCCGCCGAUACGGCUUACAACCGGCAAAUGAAUGCUCUCCAAGACAUGAAAGAGCCCCCAUAUCUCACAAUCCUCACCGAGUUCAACAAGGCCGUUGUUGUAAUCCAGACGAGCUGGAGAUUUCCAUUCCUAGCCCCUCUAAAAUACAUGUACCUGCUGCUCAUUUCGAGAAGAUCGCACUCGGACGCUCGAAAGCACAGCCGCCAGCUCUUACAGAAGCGCAUCCAGCAAGAGGGAAACGUGGAGCACCCCGAUUUCUUCGAGCAGCUCAUGCCGCAGAACCGAGAGCUCCCGGAUCGGCAGGAAAUGCGCCAUCUGGAGCAGGUAGCAGGCCAGUUGCUCCUGGCGGGCUACGAAGGCCCCUCGACUUGGCUGUACCUCACGACGUACUAUUUAGCAAACGACCAGAGGAUGCUCGAAGCCGCGACUAGGGAGGUUAGAGAAGCGUUUGAGAGCUAUGACGAAAUCACGGCGACUUCUGCAGCCAAAUUGCCCUACCUGGCGGCUUGCUUGAGCGAAUCCCUGCGCCUGAUGCCCUUGAUCCCCAGCGGGAUGCCUGUCGUCAGCCCCGGCGCCAUGGUUGACGGACACUUUAUUCCCAAGGGUGUGGUAUGCCAGACCAGCCCUACGGCACUUGCUCACGAUGGCUGUAAUUUCCACGAUGCUCUGCGCUACCGCCCCGAGAGGUGGCUGCCGAAAAGCCAUGCGUUGUAUGAUGGUGAUUUUGCGACGGACCAUCUGGACGCUUCAAAGCCCUUUAGCCAGGGGCCUCGGAUGUGUCCCGGGAAGGAGAUUGCCAUGUGGGAAGGCAGAAUCUAUGCGGCCAAGGUGCUGUGGACGUUUGAUGUGAAGCUGGUCGAGGGGCAGAACAUCGACAUGGCUAAUGAUUGGAAGGCAUGGGGCAUGUUUGUGAAGCCCGAUGUGCGCAUUCGAUUUGUGCCGAGAUGUUGA
This is a messenger RNA of Metarhizium robertsii ARSEF 23, 2196 nucleotides long. Its product is annotated as Cytochrome P450 CYP5325A1. Gene Ontology annotation, molecular function: heme binding; monooxygenase activity; oxidoreductase activity, acting on paired donors, with incorporation or reduction of molecular oxygen. The coding region runs from base 1 to 2196 and encodes 731 amino acids. NCBI's taxonomy places the organism in Eukaryota, Fungi, Ascomycota, Sordariomycetes, Hypocreales, Clavicipitaceae. The transcript is spliced from 8 exons. The record is from RefSeq and is a predicted model, not a curated record.